AUGAAACUGGUUCCUUUCCGGUGCAAGGCCGGCGAGGAGUACAACGAGCUCGCCUCCCUCUUCUUCACGGACCCAGACACGGCCAUCAAGCAACGGACUUUUGCGGAUUCCGGUACCUACGCGCUUGUGGGUGCGGCGGCGGUCCUGGGAGGUAUGGCUCGGAUGACGAUUUCUCUGACCGUGAUCCUCCUCGAAGCGACAGGAGACAUGCAAUACGUAGUACCCCUCAUGAUCACGCUUAUGGCGGCGCGCUGGUAG
Nannochloropsis gaditana CCMP526 is the source of this 258-nucleotide messenger RNA. RefSeq names its product chloride channel protein 7. Gene Ontology annotation, molecular function: voltage-gated chloride channel activity. The record is from RefSeq and is a predicted model, not a curated record. Gene Ontology annotation, biological process: transmembrane transport; chloride transport. Bases 1 to 258 code for a protein of 85 amino acids. The transcript has 3 exons. Gene Ontology annotation, cellular component: membrane; intracellular membrane-bounded organelle.